This is a messenger RNA of Bathycoccus prasinos, 591 nucleotides long. RefSeq lists its product with no specific name. Gene Ontology annotation, cellular component: cytosol. Gene Ontology annotation, biological process: cytokinin biosynthetic process. Gene Ontology annotation, molecular function: hydrolase activity, hydrolyzing N-glycosyl compounds. Bases 1 to 591 code for a protein of 196 amino acids. The transcript has a single exon. Lineage: Eukaryota; Viridiplantae; Chlorophyta; Mamiellophyceae; Mamiellales; Bathycoccaceae. The record is from RefSeq and is a predicted model, not a curated record.
AUGACGACUCUAAAAAAACUCUGCGUGUUUUGCGGCUCCUCCUCUGGACGCGAUUCGCGUUACGUCGAGGAGGCGAAAGCGCUCGGGGAAUAUCUCGCGUCUGAAAAGAUCCAACUGACGUACGGCGGCGGAUCGAUCGGCUUAAUGGGCGCAAUCGCGAACGCCGCCUACGACGAAGGACAAAAUCGAGUCCUAGGAAUCAUCCCAGUCGGUUUGUGCGCGCGAGAGAUCUCCGGGGAAACCGUCGGGGAGCAGAUUCAAACGAAAGAUAUGCACGAAAGGAAACGACUGAUGGCGGAGAAUUCGGACGGGUUCGUCGCUUUGCCGGGAGGAUUCGGAACCAUGGAGGAACUGUUCGAAGUCAUCACGUGGCAACAGUUAGGGUACCACAAGAAACCAAUAGGGGUAUUAAACGUGAACGGCUAUUUCGACAGUUUGUUGACGUUUUUAGACGAGGCGCGAGAGAGCGGUUUCGUCAGCGAAGAAGCGAGGAAUAUCGUCUUGAGCGACGACGACGCCGAGAGGUUGAUCGGGAAGAUGCGGCAGUACACAGCGCCGAGAGGGGUGAUAGAGCAAGAAUUUCAAGGGUAA